AGUUGAAGGAGUUCUUGCGCGACAAGGUCAGGAUCAGCAACUACAAGGCGGAGGAAGCUCUUCGUCCUCUUCUAGUAGCUCCUCUUCUAGUAGUAGUGGUAGUGCUGAAGGCGGACUGGAGGGUCGUACUAUAAUCGGACUGGGAGGCUCCGGCUCGUCCCCCAUUCCAACCGCACCUCGUCCUGACGACGACCAAGAACCAAAAGAAGUACAAGAAGUGCAACAAAUACAAAUAAAGCUAGCAGAAGCGCAAGGACUACAUGCUGGACCAGUCGGACAACAACAAGAAGUACAAGCACAAAUGCACAUACAGGCACAACAUGAACAUGAUCAAUCCUUACUUCACCAAGGACACGUGAAGGAUGUCCACCAAGACCAAGAGGAUCUUGACCCAGUUCCCUCAGCCCCGCCUCUGGAUGAUAUGCUAGCCGAAGCACAGGAGGAUCUGAUUUGUGUCAUUUGCCUAGACAAGCCCUGUGUAGCUCGCUACACUCCCUGUGGACAUCAAGUCGUGUGUCUAGAAUGCGGAGAAUCAUGGCUGAAGUCACAUGCAACGUGCCCAAUUUGCAGAGCUACGGUUACGAGUUGUGAUGUCGUACUGGAAAGGGGAAGUGGUCGUGGGCGUGCUGGCGGUUUGCGAAGUUGUCCUCCUGGACUGGGUGGAGGAGUCGGACUCGGAGGAGGAGACUAUAAGCAAAUAUGCUCUGGCACAUCUACCUGUGGUCCUGCUUUGGUGGGUCACCAAACUGUCAGAGGGUACGACCAAGACUAUGAUUUGGAAGCGGGUCCUCCAUUGGUAGCUGUGGAAGGAGUGCGAAUCGAUGAAAACCAAAAUCCACAGGGCCGCCCGGGCGAAAGUUCUAGUUCUUCAAGUACUACAAGGAAUGUCAGCACACACAACAAUUGGGAUCUUCAACGUUCAAAUGCAGCAGGAGGAGCAUCAUCUUCAAGUACGACUAGAGCAGCCACUGCAAGGGCAACCUCCAGAGUGAAUCCUCGCAAGCGACAAGAUCCAUCGUCGACCGCUACCUUUGUUCGAGACCACCUCAAAUCCUCCAAGAACUCCAAGAAGGUGUCUCCGUGUUUAAUGAUCCAUUUUCCCCUGACGCUUACACCGUUAAACGACGCAACUAGAAGAGAUAUGGAGGAAACGAAACAGCAGUUCUUUCGAGCCAACAAAACCGAUGUCCUUUCUGAUGAGUCUACGGAUCGAACUCUUGCACUUCCGGACGGCUCGGCUUUUGAGGAUCGCGUCAUCAUGUGUCGAACCGAUCAUGUUUAAGGCUCUCACUAAUUCAUCUUGUUUGAUGACUUCUGAUAUUAACUUUGAAUGGUUCUGGUAUUUUUGGUAUAGCCUGAAUUUGAUCACAAGUGUUCUCUUCUUGUUUUCCUUUAUGAUCAAACUCAGGUUACCAAAUAGCGGGAGCAUACAAACUUCCACUUCUGCAUCCUGCUUGAACUUGAAAAGUAUUGGAGCAGAGGGGGAGCAUUUCCUUACCAUGUAUACUCGUCUUCAUACUCUUCAAGGAUGCAGUAUGAGUAUGCACUACUUGGAAAAUGAAUUACAACGGAGAGGGAGAGGUCUUCUAACAUGUGCCUAGUUGGUUGUCGCGUGCACGCUACAAUUGGUGGACGGUCUUUGGAUGCGCCUGUUGUUUCCGAGCGAAACUCUUGGAAGCCGCAAGAUACGAGAAAUGGGAGAUUAGCAAGAGCUUCACGAGCUGCAGACAGAGAAACAAAUAUUAGAACGGUGGUGAGGUACGAGGAGAAAAGACGAGGAGGUAGAAGGCAUGGAGCACGUGCACUGAUUACGGAAGGUGAACUAAUACUACUCAGUAUUUGGCCUAGUACGACGAGGCAAACGCAAACUUAUUGAAGGGGGAAAGCCGCAACUGCUGCAUCUGCAGUGACUACAUAUCACAAAAAAGGAGCACGUAAUAUAUGAUGUUCGUAUAGAGGAACAAGAGGCAACACGUUGCUGGUUUUCGAAGGGCACGAAGAAGUUGUAUGUUCGGAAUAACCAGAAUGCUCGACGAUGGAGCUAAUACAUAGAUGAAAAACAACAAACAUGCUAUUGCAUUUUUACUAGAGGAUUACAACCAGAACCCAGUACAAGAAGAUGAGAUCUUUUUAUACCAGCAUUGCUAUUUUUCUUGAUCACGGUAUUCAUACAACACACUAAAUGAAAAUGUACCCUCCACCUUAUAAAUACAAAUACAAAUUGUUUGACAAAGAGUAGGACGCAACAUGAAGGUACUAAUACUAUGACAUGCCAUCCUUAUAAAAUAUAUUCUUCCAUCAGCAUCUACAUCUUCUUUUGGUGGCUCCUAAGUUUAUUUGUCCUAUAGAAGACACAUGGUCAUACACAUGUUCUUGACAUCUUGAAAGAGGCAAGAAAGAAGCUGGCUCUGUGUCGUGAUACAGCAAGGAAGAAAGCAGGUGGUUCUUUGUCGUGAUGCGACAGCAGG
This is a messenger RNA of Amoebophrya sp. A25, 2468 nucleotides long. Lineage: Eukaryota; Dinophyceae; Syndiniales; Amoebophryaceae. The record is from the annotation of a GenBank genome assembly.